AGGCAGAAGUAAACUACUCGAAUUCCAUUUCCCUCUCAAUUGCAAUUCCCUCUCUUGCUCUCAGCCUCUCACUCCUCUAACCCUAAAAACUCUACACCUCUUCCUCCACCUCCACCACGCCACCGCCACCGACGGCUGCUCCUCCAUCUCAGACAAACACUCGAACUCGGUGCUGCAACUGCUGCUGACUAAUUUCACUGUGGGCUGUGGGUUGUUCGAAUCCAAUCAAAGAAUCCCUAAAAAUCGAAAUUUUUGAUUUUGUUUAAGGUAUUUUCACUCUUUAUCCUAAAUCCUAAUAUUAAUCUUGUUCUAAUCUUUAAUCUUAGUGUUAAUCUUAAAUUCUUAAUCUUAAUUUCUUGUAAUGUGCUCUUUCGACCAUUGAAUUUGAUUACUAUCUUCAUCUUUGAUUAUAUAAUCUAAGUAAUAUGGAGCCAUUUAUUUAUCCAAAAUACUCCUACAAAAAGUUUUCUUUUAACCUGGGAACCAUUACAAUUCUAUAGACAAUCAAAAUGCAGAAAAAAAUAUGAUAAGCAAAAAAAAUUAGAUAUUGAAGUGGAAAGAAAGUACUCGAAAAAUUAAAUAACCUGUAACUUUGGGGCCAAGAAUAUUGCAAAUUCAAAAACAGUAGGAUUAUGCACCUUGAAUCCGUCAAAAUUCCAAAUGCUAUUGAAAAUUUGAACCAACAUUUGAAAAUGUUGAAAUUUUAGUAAUAAUUUUGUUAGAAUGUUGUUUCUUGAUUUUUUUUGUUUAUGUUGUUUGAGUGAUUGAAAAUUUGAUAAUGUUAAAUUGUUAAUGUGUUUGUAAUUUGAAUUUUAAAAAGUUGAAAUGUUCUUGAUUUUUUUGUAUAUCCUCUUUGAAUAUUUGUUAAUUGUUAUUUGUUAAUGUUAAAUUGUUAAUGUGUUUGUAAUUUGAAUUUUGAAAAGUUGAAAUGUUGUUCUUGAUUUUUUUGUAUAUCCUCUUAAAUUGUGGUUGUUUGAAUUUGAAGAGUUCAAUCAUGUCUAGUAGUGGGGCUAGUGGCUCUGAUUCAUGCAAUGUUAGUGGUGAUGCUACAAAUGAAGUGGGUAAUUUCGGUUCUUAUCCUUUGUGGAAAUAUGUUGUUAAAGGGGACAAAAUGAGUGGGGGUGGGGGUAAUUAUACUUGGCAAUGCAACUGUUGCAAACAAAUAAAGAGUGGUUCAUAUCUAGAAGAUUCUAUUUGUCUUGGCAUGGCGGAUCUUUCUCUUGAUGAGCCCGAGUUGAAAACUACUUUUGUAGCGGAGGAUGAUGAUGGAUGUCAUAUGGAUGAUGUGUGAUGAUCAAGCUUAAAUUUACCUAUUUAUUUGGUUUUCUUUGAUUUGGUUUGUAUGACUAUUUUUAAAUACUCAUGUUUAUUUGGUACUUAUUUGAAUUUUAUGUGAGUUUUAUGUUUUUAAAGUGUUUAUUUACAAAUAUCAAAUGAAAGAUUGUAAAAUUAUCUUUAAUUUGAUAUAUUUAUUAUAUUAACAUUUUCGUGUCCCCGUGUCCGCCAUUUUUAAGUUGGCGUUUUCCCGUACCCGUGUCGUGUCCGUGUCCGUGUCCGUUUUGGUGCAACCUUUAAUAAUCCCUCUUUCUCGUAUUCUCUCUUAGCAUUUGAUAAGGUUUGUAUGGCUACGUUUUAAUCUCAAAAGUGAAGUACUACUCUACAAAAAUAUCAGAAAGUGUCACAUAUAGUAAAAAAAUAAAGUGGGUUGAAAAUGUUGGAUACUAUACUAAUAUGGUUAGGCUUCUCAGGGAAUAUUGAUGGAUGGGCAUUUAACUCGAUAUGUGUGUUAUUUAUUGGUUACCCAGUAUCAGCAUGUUAAACAAAAUGACAAAAAAAGAUAGCUUAUCAUUGAUGGCGACGCUAGUAGGUGAUGCAGUUAGAAAAAAUGCUGGAAAACAUAAGAACAGGUGGAGUUGGUACACUCCUUUCAUGGCCGCAGCUUCUGAAGCCAUUUCUCAACGUAUCCCAGUUGUGGAUUUUGUUCUUGAUCUUCGAGAUGCACGUAUACCAUUAUCAUCAGAAUGUGAGAUAUUUAAGAGAUUAUCAUCUUCUUCCUCGUCUCGACGCAUCAUUGUUUUGAAUAAGGUGGAUUUGGUCAGCCGCUCCCAAGUCAAGGAAUGUUUAAGGCAUUUUGAAGGACAAAAAUUUCCAGUUUUCAGUGUGAAUUCACAUAAUAAAGAUAACAUUCAUGAGUUUCUAAACUUCCUGCAAGGCCAAGUCAGAGCUUUGAAGAAAGCAGAGCCUCAACGCCAUACCAUAACAAUGAUGUUGGUUGGAAUUCCUAAUGUUGGAAAAUCAGCUCUUGCAAAUUCAUUGCAUCAAAUUGGUCGGAUUAGUGCGACAGAAAAGGGAAGGUUAAAGCAUGCAGUAGUGAGUCCAUUGCCUGGUGAGACAAAGGAAAUCUCUGGUUUAAAGGUUGCAAGCCACCCUAAUAUUUAUGUCUUGGAUACCCCUGGCAUUUUACCUCCACAGAUAAUUGAUGUGAACGUCAAUGCCAAUUUCGCUUUAACAGAUUUGAAUUUGUUCGGGAAGAUAAAGAGGUUGAGUGCUAAAACGGGUUCCAUUUAUGUCUGCUCUUAUACACUCAUAGUUUUAUGGAUGCAAUGCACUAAGAUUCGACUGGUGGCUCAUAAUCUGAGAAAUAGUCUUUCUGAUGUAAAGUUUGGUGCAGGAGCUUUCACUGAUAGUUUAGCAGGAGAAAAAGUUCUUGCACAAUAUUUUCUCUCCGUCCUUAACUUGAGCAAUGAAUACCAGAAAUGGGAGAAGUUAUCUACUCCAGAACUUCUAGUUUCAGUAAAAGAUGAUAAUGUGGCAUCACAUUUUGGUAGCUCUGUAAACAGAGUUUUAAGUGCAGAAGACUCACUCGAUCAUACAAAGGAUUCUGUAGUACGCAAUGUCCGUAAAAGGCUGUUUGAAGCUGCAUCAUCCUUCAAAGGUAAUAUACAUAACCAAGAGGAAUUAUUGAGGCUUAUACAAACAGAAUUUAUAGUUUUGAAAAAGGCAUUUGCUUUGGCUUGCUGGUCGGAGGAGGAAAUGAAUCAUAAAGUUGCUGUAAAAUUACUUAAUCUUUUUCGAACAGGGAGGCUUGGUCAUUAUGUAUUAGACUCCAUACCCCAUACUUGAGAUCAACAUAGGACGGUUUAAACUUUAUCCAGGUCGAUGUAGAUUUGUCUCAAUGUAAAUUUUAAAAAACAGUUGAUUGUUGUUUUAAUAUAUCUCAUAAUUAUAAGUUGAUAAUCUAAUAUCAGUGUUAAAUGUUAUAUGUUUCUUAUUUUGGUGGACAAUUUAUAUGUGGGCAUGGAAACUAUGUGCCCGGCAUAUAUUGGCUUAUGUACGACUUAUGAGGUUUGGUUUGAAAAGUCAAAACGAACAUUUGAAGAGGAGAAGAAAAACUUGAAGUUUUGGAGCCUUUCAUUCAGGUGCCUUGAGUUGAGUUAGGUUACCUACAUAGAGUAUAACUAGAUAAACAUAUGAACUUCAUAAACUAAUAACUAAUAAUAGAUAUUAAUGUUAAAUGACUUAGUCAAUACCUCAUCAAGGGUCCUAAUAGCCAUGAUAUAUGUUUCAUCAUCAUCCUAACAUGUUACAAGGCUCCAUGAUUACCAGCUCGGAAUACUACUCCACAAAGCUUUGGCAAUUGAGAUUUAGUCUCAUGAGCGAACAUGGAAUGAAUGAGUUGAGGAAACAAAGUGCUUUGGCGGGAAGAAGCCUUACAGUCUCUACUUUUAUGAACAAUGAGCUAAUGAUAAGCAUAAGAGAGUAAGUUUAUGGUUGAUGUACACAACACUAUAUGUCCUUGUAAUUAUAUUCGUUUGGAACUAUGAAUUCCAUCAUGGAAGAACUUUUUAAGUAAUUACAACUAUUUGCUCACUUUCAUUAAUGGUCACUCAAGAAAUUUUUUUAUCAUUUCAAGACAAUGAUUAAGAUGAAGAUGGUAGCUAUUAGUCAACGGAUAUACAAAAUUUGAACCUAGGCUGAGGCUGUGUCUACGACAAUCUACUUGGUCAACCGAUCGACA
Messenger RNA from Amaranthus tricolor (Joseph's coat), 4018 nucleotides. Its product is annotated as DAR GTPase 2, mitochondrial. Gene Ontology annotation, cellular component: mitochondrion. The record is from RefSeq and is a predicted model, not a curated record. The transcript is spliced from 8 exons. Lineage: Eukaryota; Viridiplantae; Streptophyta; Magnoliopsida; Caryophyllales; Amaranthaceae. The coding region runs from base 1780 to 3123 and encodes 447 amino acids. Gene Ontology annotation, molecular function: GTP binding; GTPase activity.